GAGGCCCAGUAUUUAUUAAAAUAAGGAGUAGGGCGCAGUAGAGGCCAGAAGCGCACUGUUGUUCUCAGUGGAGGGAGCCAGAGGAGUUACAAGUUAAACCUUGAUUGCCUGGGUCUGUGAGAAUUCAGCAUGGAAUGUAUCUACUGUUUCCUGGGAUUUCUGCUUCUGGCUGCAAGAUUGCCACUUGAUGCCGCCAAACGAUUUCAUGAUGUGCUGAGUAAUGAAAGACCUUCUGGUUAUAUGAGGGAGCACAACCAGUUAAAUGGUUGGUCUUCAGAUGAAAAUGACUGGAAUGAAAAACUCUAUCCAGUGUGGAAAAGGGGAGACCCACGGUGGAAAAACUCCUGGAAAGGAGGCCAUGUCCAGGCGGUUCUGACCAGUGAUUCACCAGCACUGGUGGGCUCAACUAUAACGUUUGUGGUGAACCUGGUAUUCCCCAGAUGCCAAAAGGAAGAUGCCAAUGGCAACAUAGUCUAUGAGAAGAACUGCCGAAAUGAUACUGGCCCAUCUCCUGACCCGUUUGUUUACAACUGGGCAGCAUGGUCAGAGGACAAUGACCGGGAAAAUGACACCAGCCAAGAUCAUCACAACGUGUUCCCUGAUGGAAAGCCUUUCCCUCACCCCCCUGGAUGGAAGAAACGGAAUUUCGUCUAUGUGUUUCACACACUUGGUCAGUAUUUCCAGAGGUUGGGACGGUGUUCAGUGAGAGUUUCUAUAAACACAGCCAAUGUGACGCUUGGCCCUCAACUCAUGGAAGUAACUGUCUAUAGAAGACACCGACGGGCGUAUGUUCCCAUCGCAAAAGUGAAAGAUGUGUACGUGGUAACUGAUCAGAUUCCCAUAUUUGUGACUAUGUCCCAGAAGAACAAUCGAAAUUUGUCUGAUGAAACCUUCCUCAGGAACCUCCCCAUUAUAUUCAACGUCUUGAUUCAUGAUCCCAGCCACUUCCUCAACAAGUCUGCCAUUAACUACAAAUGGAUCUUCGGGGAUAAUACCGGUCUGUUUGUUUCCCUCAAUUCCACUUUGAAUCACACGUAUGUGCGCAAUGGAACCUUCAACCUUAACCUCACUGUGCAAGCUGCAGUGCCUGGACCUUGUCCUUCACCUUCACCCCGACCUCCAAAACCCACCCCUUCUUUACCACCUGGUGGUGACAACCCCCUGGAGCUGAGUGAUGUUCCUGAUGAAAACUGCCAGAUUAACAGAUACGGUUACUUUACAGCUACCAUCACAAUUGUAGAUGGAAUUCUAGAGGUUAACAUCAUCAAGAUGACAGAUGUUCCAAUGUCCCCACCGCAGCCUGACAACUCCCUGAUGGAUUUUGUCGUGACCUGCGAAGGGAUCAUUCCCACAGAGGUCUGUACCAUAAUCUCCGACCCCAGCUGCCAGAUCACCCAGAGCAUAAUCUGUGACCCUGUGGAUGUGAACAUGGGCGAGCUGUGCUUGCUGACCGUGAGAAGAGCCUUCAGGGAGUCUGGGACAUACUGUAUGAACCUCACUCUGGGUGACGAGGCGAGUCUGGCCCUCACGAGCACCCACGUCUCUGUCCCUGGCAGAGACCCAGCCUCCUCUUUAAGAAUAGCAAAUGGUGUCCUGGUCUCCGUUGGCUGCUUGACCUUAUUUGUCACUGUGAUCGCCCUUUUGGCGUACAAAAAACACAAGGCAUACAAACCAAUAGGAAACAGGACUGGGAUCGUGGUCAAAGGCAAGAGGCUGAAUGUUUUCCUCCACCACGCAAAGUCCGCGUUCUUCCCCGGAAAUCAGGAAAAAGAUCCACUGCUCAAGAACCAGCCGGGAACUCUUUAAAUCUUCAGACUGAUUCCCGGCCAAUAGCUCACUCUUCAGUGCCAUUUAUGUGAGCUGUGCUAGAGUGGAUGACUCUUAACUUUUGUCCCUAAAGAUUAUUGUAAAAUAUAUUGUGGUUUAGGGAGGUCUAAUUUUUUUUUUUUUUAUCUAGGUUAAAUGACAUUUUAGAGAAGUGGAGGGAAAUUAUACUGUGCGCAGCCAAGGCCAUGUUAUAUAACUAGUAAAACCAGUUAGCAGUGCUUUCUUUCGUUAUGAUUUAUGUUUCACUUAUAAUGUCUUAGGUGAUUAGUAGGAUAGACAUCUUGUGUACAAAGAGUAGGGGCAGAAGGUACUAUGCAUUAGAGUCUGACCUAGGUUACCUGGAAGGGGAGGAUGGACAUUUUCUAGCUUUCCAUAUAACUAUAUGCAUAAACCCAAUGUAUUCCUGUCCUUAAGAUAAUGUUCCAAGCUAACUGAUUUCUAUUUCAAAGAACAUGCAUGAGCUCCCAACAGAAUAAUAACAGGCUAAGCCUCUAGUAUGAUGUGCAUGCUUGUUAUACUUAAAAAAAAUAAUACUCUAA
Messenger RNA from Ceratotherium simum simum (southern white rhinoceros), 2366 nucleotides. RefSeq names its product glycoprotein nmb (gene GPNMB). Gene Ontology annotation, biological process: cell adhesion. Gene Ontology annotation, molecular function: integrin binding. The record is from RefSeq and is a predicted model, not a curated record. Gene Ontology annotation, cellular component: plasma membrane. Lineage: Eukaryota; Metazoa; Chordata; Mammalia; Perissodactyla; Rhinocerotidae.